Messenger RNA from Dimorphilus gyrociliatus, 1965 nucleotides. NCBI's taxonomy places the organism in Eukaryota, Metazoa, Annelida, Polychaeta, Dinophilidae. The record is from the annotation of a GenBank genome assembly.
GUUGUCAUAACGACCCCUAUCAACAGCAACCGAGUAAAAAUAAACGAAGUCGGAAUCGAGCUUUAAUAUUCGCUAACAAUGGUUGAAGAAGCUGUGAAUAAACCUGUUUUAGAGUUGCAAAAUGCAAUUGGCUUUGGCGGGACCGUCCCAAAUGGGUUGAAGGUACACCCUAACCGACAAAGUCUUAUUUAUCCAAUUGGAUGCACAGUGGUUGUUAGGGAUUUAGCGACGAACAAGCAAGAAUUCCUUUCCGGUCAUUCUAACACAAUUUCAGCGGUCGCUGUCUCUAAAAGCGGAAAAUAUAUAGCUUCUGGACAAAUAACACAUAUGGGUUUUAAGGCAGAUAUCAUCGUUUGGGAUUUUGAAACUCUUUCCAUGUAUUGCAAACUUACACUUCAUAUGGUUAAAAUUCAAGAUUUGGCUUUUAGUACAAAUGAUAAGUAUCUUGUUAGCUUGGGUGGAGAAGACGAUUCUGGAGGCAGUGUCGUUGUUUGGAACUUAGAAACGAAAGAAGCAAUAUGUGGAGCUCCAGCUCAAGUGCCAUCGGCUGGAGUCACACAUUGUGUUACCUGUUUUAAUGAGGAUGACAUGAAAUUUGCAACAGGAGGAAAGGACACUCUAAGAAUAUGGCAACUAGAUUUGCCUAAUCGAAAAAUCCGACCAACUGAUAUAAGUACUGGACAAACUAAGAGAGUAAUAAGAUGCUUAACCGUUGCUCAUGGAGACGGGAUGCUCUACUGUGGAACAACUACAGGCGACAUUAUGUCUGUUUUUACUACAACUUUUAAGAUGCAAACUUUUGGACCUGAGAAACAUCCAUUUAGUUUGGGUAUUUGUUCCUUGGAACAGCUACCAACUGAAGAAAUAUUAGUUGGUGCUGGAGAUGGAACUGUUGCCGUUGUCCAAGGACCUAAUAAAAGAUUUAAGAGGACGUCAAAAUGUGUCAAAGUCAAAGGCGCCAUCACGUCUAUAUCAUUAAGAGGAAAAGGCCAUCAAUUCUUCGUUGGAACUGAUAAAUGCGAAAUAUAUAAAUUUAACUUUGGAGAUUUUAAACCCGAACUUGUUGAAACAUGCCAUCAUGGACCAGUUACUGACCUAGUUUUCCCGACUAAUUGCCCGGAACUCUAUGUUACAUCUUCAAAAGAAGAUAUUCGAAUUUGGGAUGCAAAUAGCGCGAGAGAAUUAAGACGCUUCACCGUGCCAAACAUGGAAUGUACCAGUGUUUGUAUAACAGGUGACGGCCAUCUUAUCGUAUCGGGUUGGACAGACGGAAGAAUCAGACUAUUCCUACCUGAGAGUGGAGAAUGCGUCCAUACUAUUGGCGAGGCACACAAUCUUGGCGUUACGGCUUUAGCUGUCUUUUCUGAUAAUAGGCAUUUGGUAAGUGGUGGUAAGGAAGGAGAUGUACGCCUAUGGAGGAUAUCAAAGAGACCGUAUGCUUCUAAACUCCUCCAUGAUCUUCACGAGCAUAAAGCGGCUGUAACUUGCGUAACCUUAAAAAAAGAUGACUCGGAGUGUGUAACUAGCUCUACUGAUGGAACAUGUAUCAUAUGGGAUUUAAACGUGGACAAACCAUUCAGAAGACAAAUGUUACGUCUUAAUACCCUCUUCAACAACGUGACCUAUCAUCCGGAAGAGCAUCAAGUUAUAGCAGCAGGAACUGACAGAAAAAUAAGCUACUGGGAAUCCGCUGAUGGUUCAUUGAUCAGGGAGUUGGACGCGUCAAGUACUGGAGCUAUAAACGCCUUGGAUGUAUCAUCAUGCGGAUCUUUUUUUGUAUCUGGUAGUGAAGAUAAAUUGGUUAAGGUCUGGACUUAUGACAGGGGAGUAACAACUCAUAUCGGGGUUGGUCAUAGCGCCCCGGUGGCCAAGGUUAAAAUCAGUCCUGGUCACAACUGUAUUGUUUCAGUUGGAAUGGAUGGGUCAAUAAUUAGGUGGAAGAUGCCUGGAGGUGACGAAGAAUAA